AUGAAUAACAGUGAGGAGGAUGUCUACGUUUGCCCUAGCUUCAGCAGCUAUUCAUCCCACCGAUUAGCAGAAACCGCUAAUAGGGUCGCCGAAGAGAAGAGUUCGAGCGCCGCUGACGAAGAUUUUGAAUUUGUUCUCAUUCACGAUGGUGAAGAGCUUUUGGUCGACGGCCAGAUCCAGCAGGUUUUCCCUGUAUUCAACCGCGAUCUGCUGCAAGACGGCGGCGAUUCGCCGGAAUUCAGAGCCGAUAUCCCGCUGAGCAGGCUUUUCAUUGAGGAGGACCGCGAGCGGGACCGCCCUCCGUCGUGCUCCUCGUCGGAAGCCGAUGAGCUGGAGAAUGUCCCGGCGGGGUCGUACUGCGUGUGGCGGCCGAGGACGGCGGAGGCGCCGAUUCCCAGCCAGUGCAGGAAGAGCAAGUCGACCGGAUCGGCGUCGAUGCGGUGGAAGCUCCGAGAUCUCCUCCGGCGGUGCAAGAGCGACGGCAAGGACAGUUUCGUCUUUCUCACUCCGAAGCGCGUUAAGGAGGAGAAGCCGCAGGUGAGAUCGGGCGAGGGGAGAGAGCACAGCUUUUCGGCGUUUUACGGACAGAAUAAGGCUGUGAAGGAAGGGAAUCGGAAGAAAUCGUAUCUCCCGUACAGGCAGGAGCUGCUAGCCGGAUUUUUCGCCAAUGUAAACAGCCUCGGCAAGAGCUCCCCGCACUUCUAA
Molecule: messenger RNA, 705 nt
Organism: Striga asiatica
Lineage: Eukaryota; Viridiplantae; Streptophyta; Magnoliopsida; Lamiales; Orobanchaceae
Source: the annotation of a GenBank genome assembly